This is a messenger RNA of Andrographis paniculata, 1366 nucleotides long. Its product is annotated as purine permease 3-like. The record is from RefSeq and is a predicted model, not a curated record. Gene Ontology annotation, cellular component: membrane. The transcript has 2 exons. Gene Ontology annotation, molecular function: purine nucleoside transmembrane transporter activity. Lineage: Eukaryota; Viridiplantae; Streptophyta; Magnoliopsida; Lamiales; Acanthaceae. The coding region runs from base 34 to 1173 and encodes 379 amino acids.
UUAAAUUUUUAACGUUUAAUUUUUAAAACAACAAUGGAGGAAUCUCCGGCCACCGGCGCCGCCGCGAGAAGGCUUCUCCUGAUCGCCAACUGCCUCAUUCUCACCGUCGGAUGCUGCGGCGGCCCGCUGAUAAAGCGCCUCUACUUCGUCGGCGGCGGCCGCCGCAUCUGGUUCUCCAGCUGGCUGGAGAGCGGCGGCUUUCCGGCGAUCCUCAUCCCGCUCAUCGUCAACUACACGCGCCGCCGCUAUUCCUCCGGCGGCGCGGCCAAACUCGUCCUGAUGAAACCGCGCGUGUUCCUCGCCGCGACGGCGGUCGGAAUUCUGACCGGCGUCGACGACUACCUGUACGCCUACGGCGUCGCGAAGCUCCCCGUGUCGACGUCGUCGCUGAUUCUGGCGACGCAGAUGGCGUUCACGGCGGCGUUCGCGUUUCUGAUCGUGAAGCAGAAGCUGACGGCGUACUCGAUGAACUCCGUGGUGGUGCUGAUGGUGGGGGCGGUGGUGCUCGGGAUCCACUCCGGCGGCGACAGGCCGGCCGGCGAGUCGAAGACGGAAUAUUUUAUCGGUUUUCUGAUGACGGUGGCGGCGGCGGUUCUGUACGGAUUCAUACUUCCGGUGGUGGAGCUGAUGUACAGAAAGGCGAAGCAGAGCGUGACGUACACGCUCGUGAUGGAGAUUCAGCUCGUCAUGUGCUUCUUCGCCACUCUUUUCUGCACUUUCGGAAUGAUCGUCAAUGGUGAUUUUCAGGCGAUAGGGAAGGAGGCAAAGGAAUUCGAAAUGGGGGAGACAAAAUACUAUCUGGUGGCUGUCGGAAACUGCCUUCUCUGGCAGUGCUUCUUCCUGGGCGUCAAUGGCGUCAUCUUCUACUCCUCCUCCCUUCUCUCCGGCAUCAUCAUGUCGGCGCUGCUGCCGGCGACGGAGAUUCUCGCAGUCGUCUUCUUCCACGAGAGAUUCCAGCCUGAGAAGGGGAUCUCUCUCUUCCUCUCCCUCUGGGGAUUCAUUUCCUACUUCUAUGGAGAGUUCAGAUCUGAAGCCAAAAAGAAACAGCACCUCAUUAAAACCUGCACUAACUGUAAGAACAUUGACGAUGACGAUGACGACAUCAAUGUCAAUCAUCAGACUGAAGAGAUUGUGCUUUCGGAUCUUCCCAUGACUGACCAUGAAGCUCCUUGAUGAGUUUGUCUGCGUUUUCGUCUUUUGAGGUCCUGGGACCUCAGGUCCGGUCGCGGUUUGACGGUGACUGUGUGCUUGUGUGGGUGUGGAGGUCCUGGGACCUUGCGUGAAAGGAGUGUUGUUUGAGUUUGCAGUGUUAUGGUAUUGUAUAAUUAAUUAUUGGGAAUAAAAAUGACUAUUGGGUGUGUUUUGA